GGAAUGGCCACGUAAAUUUGACCGGACAAAUUUUAGCCGAAAAAGUGUGAUUUCCAGUGGCAAUUUACUUGGGAUUUUACAGAAUUCCUAUUCGUAAGUUAUGAACAUCUUCGGAUAAAGUUUUUGACAAUUUUGAAUAUUGAAAAGACGUUUAUUUGUGAAAAUGUCAACAAACCAACAACAACAAAGGGUCACUAAAAAAUCCGAACAGUGUUCACUGAGUUCAUCGAGCCAGGUAAACAAAGAUGUAAACAAAAGUAUUCAGGAGUUACAGACUUCGAUAAACAAUUUAAAGCACAAACUCUUUAGGUAUGAAUCUUUGGUUGACGAUGUUACCAAAAUAAAAUCUAUAAUCGAAGAUGAGGAUUCUGGGGUAGUCAAAUCACUGAAAUAUGUGUCUGAACAAUCGGAAUGCAAUUACGAUGAGAUUCACUCUAUUCGUUCUGAAAAUGCGCAACUUCGAGGUGAAGUCGAUUUAUUACGUGCGAUGAUUAUCAAGAUGGAUCGAAAGAUGGGUCACCUCGAACAUGAAGUAACAGAUUUACGUUCUCGUUCAAUGCGAGAUAACAUUUUGAUUCAUAAUUUUGCUUACACCCCCGGCGAGAACUUAUCAGAAAGCAUUCCUCAGUUAAUUCAUGAAGUUUUAGGGGUGCAUGUCUCGUUUGUUCGUAUUCACAGGAACAGUGUAAAGGGCAUGAUGAACUCCAGACCAGUGUCAAUAACCGCAAAAUUGGUAGACAGAAGCAAGAAAGACGAGAUUCUGCAAGCACAGAAAGCUAAGAAACUACAAAGGGUUAAAUUACCAUUCUUUAUAACAUCCCAAGACCCACCUGUAGUGCUUGAAGAGCGCAAAAGGUUAUAUACCAUCUCAGAUUCUCUCCGGGAGCAAAAAAUUAAGUCAAAGGUGGAACGAGGGCGGUUGAUCCUACCCAAUGGGGAAUAUUACCGAGAUCCUGUUCCAAAGAUUGAGACGGCGGAUGCCUUGCAGCUAACACCAGACGCGAUUGAUGCCCUACAACUACCCACACAUUCAACGCAGCCUACUAAACUUAAGGGUUCCGAAAUUUUGGCAACGGGUGUAAAAGUUAGCUCGGUGGAAGAGGUCCAGGACCUGUACAGAAAGGUGUGUGUUGAUCCAUAUUCUGCGGCGGCGGAUCACCGUAUUCUGGUCUAUAGGUUUGUGGAUUCUGCGGGGAAAACUCAUGAAAGUUUCUGGGAUGACGGGGAGCACGGUGCCGGCCGACGCCUUCUACAAUACAUGAAAACAAAUCAAAUAAACAACGUGGGUGUGGUCAUUACGCGCUGGAGUGGCCCCAGACACCUUGGUCCGGACCGCUGGCGAAUCAUGGAGGAACACUUGUGUGAGGUAGCCAAUACUCUGGAUGGGUGAACUUGUUAUUUCAUAUGGUUUAAAUACAACCCAACCAAUACAAUGACAAGGAAUAACUAUUACAUAUAUGUAAUUUGUAAAUAUCGUUAAAUUUAAGAGUUUUUUCAUUGUUUCCUUAAACUCCUUUUUUCAUUUAUUUAUUUAUAUAUUUAUUAAUUAAUUUUUUUAUUUAUUUAUUUAUUUUCAUAAUUAUUUAUUUUUUUCAUCUACCUUAGUAUUAUUUAUUAAUUUAUUUUCUUUUUUAUUUAUCUUUUUAUGCUACCUUUAGUACGCCGGAAAUAUUUUGUCUAUUGUCGUCAACUUUCAUUUUAUAUUUCCCUUC
Messenger RNA from Magallana angulata, 1712 nucleotides. RefSeq lists its product as uncharacterized. Gene Ontology annotation, biological process: regulation of translational initiation. Lineage: Eukaryota; Metazoa; Mollusca; Bivalvia; Ostreida; Ostreidae. The record is from RefSeq and is a predicted model, not a curated record. The coding region runs from base 164 to 1390 and encodes 408 amino acids. The transcript has a single exon. Gene Ontology annotation, cellular component: cytoplasm.